Penicillium daleae is the source of this 732-nucleotide messenger RNA. RefSeq names its product copper acquisition factor BIM1-like domain-containing protein. Bases 1 to 732 code for a protein of 243 amino acids. Lineage: Eukaryota; Fungi; Ascomycota; Eurotiomycetes; Eurotiales; Aspergillaceae. The record is from RefSeq and is a predicted model, not a curated record. The transcript has 3 exons.
AUGGCUAUGCAGCAAUUAUCAUUGCGAUGGGCGACUUUGAUCGUCCUGUUGUGGGCAGCUGUUGCCCGCGCCCACACCAUCAUCACCUACCCCGGCUACCGAGGGAAUAACCUGUUAACCAACGGUACCGUCGCCGAAGCAAAUGGACUGGGUGUCGCCUACAACUCCAAAAAUGACUCCCUUUACUAUCCCUACGGAAUGGAGUGGAUUUACCCAUGCGGUGGAAUGCCAACUUCUACGAACCGCUCGUACUGGCCCGUCGGUGGCGGCGCUCUCGCUAUGCAGCCUGGCUGGUUCCCAGGCCACGAGACGGCCUUAAUCUACAUCAACAUGGGACUCGGUGAGGUCCCAGAGAAUAUGAGCCACACUGUCCUGGGGCCUUUCCAGAUCACCGGUCCCUCGAACAACCCCUACCCAGGAACCUUUUGUCUACCUCAAGUGCCUCUGCCGGCCAAUAUUAGCGUCAAGCCCGGUGAUUUUGCCACAAUUCAAGUGGUAGAGGCUGCGAAGCAUGGCGCCGGGCUGUUUAAUUGCGUUGAUAUCAUCUUCGCCGAAAACGGAGACUCUAAGAUUGCCGAGGUCACCACUGAUAACUGCUUCAACUCCAGCGAUCUCAGUUUCCAGUACGUGUACACGACCUCGGGUAUCGGGUCCGGUGCAGCCAUGCUGCAGCCCCCACGACACAUGUGGACCGCAGUCGUGCCAUUCCUACUCGCGGCAGCAUUCAUGUAG